GUUUGGACGUCGGUUAGUUAAUUUGUUUCUUUAUUUAUCCUGCCCUUAACUACCUAAGUUGCCAAUUCCUAUUUGUGGUGGUCUACCUCGCCUUACCCACCGUCGUCCAACCACUUACCGUCUUUCGUGGGCGCUAAGCUACCCCCAUCCCCCCUCAGGCCCUUGGGUCUCCUGCAAAUAGGAUACAUACAUGUCUUUCGACCUUAAAGCCUCUUAUUUCCCUCUAUAGUUUUAUAUACUAGCGGCCCCCUCCUUUUCAACUUCCACCUCAUCUUCUUGUGAAUAUGCUUACAUGGACAUCAGGGAUCUCCUCGUUCGUCACGAGAAACUCGUUCACCUCAAUGAAGGGUCUAACAAGGACGGCAACCGGCCCCGGAAGCCGUCGACGGCCGGCGCUGCCCAACAGCCUCUAUCGGCCGAGAGCCAUGUCGAUUCCGAAAUGAUGGGUAUCCAUCGGGCUCACCCACAGCACUAUCAUUCAGACUCUAUGUCCUCUUCUGUGACUGUCCCUCCACUUGCUCCUGACCCUCGUCACUCCGCCAGGGCUGCUGCUUGCAAUCUCGAUCUUUUGUCUGAUGCUGCCACCCAAAUCGCUUCCGCGAAUGAGGUUAACUCGAUGCAGCCGAUGAUGACGGAUAUUGGACAACCAGGGACUGGUUUAACACGCAUUAAGUCAUACGACGAAGAAAUACCAUAUACCGACCGCGGACGUGAGCCCGAAACUGUUACUAUGUCACACGGGCUACCAAAUGCCGCCGGGCCGUCUACCUUCGACGAUUACAACCUCUUCCUAGACGAGUUUGCGACGUCAUCUCACUUCCUCCCACAAGUCUUCGAUGGGGAUCUGGGAAUGGGUAUCUGGCCACGUCAUCUUUCUGAUAUCCAUCGGGGUGGGCUUUCAAAACCGUCGUCUCAGUUUCCUUCCCGUUUCCCGUCAUUAGCCCCUGACCCGAGAGAUCCCUCGGAAGGCGGGCCUAGGACACACGACGAAUCGACGAGAUCGCUGCCCAUGCGAGUCUCCGUGAUGGAUCACACUGUUAUCAAGAACCGGCUCGACGAAUUCUCGUCCGUUUUACCGAAUGACUUCAUUUUUCCUUCUCGUCAUACUCUCACCCGAUUUUUGGAAGGGUAUGUAAGCGGUUUCCACGAACACUUGCCGAUACUGCAUCUACCAACGAUAACAGCUGCUGAUCUGGCACCGGAACUUCUAUUGGCGAUUCUAGCAGUAGGCGCGCAAUAUAGAUUCGAGAGCCAUCGAUCAAAUGCUUUAUGGUAUGCAGCUAAAACCGUAGCGAUUGAGCAAAUUCGACGUCGUCAUAGUCAUGAAAUUCACGGUUUGUUGCCAACUCCAGCGGCGUAUAGCCCCCAUUCUACGCGACCUUCUCCAAGCCAUGGAUUCCGCCAUUCAUUCAGUUCUGUUCAACAGGAACGUUCGAUGACCCAAGAUACGCACCGAGAGCCAUAUUCUCCUAAUACUCCACAAUCUCGUAUGGAAACCAUCCAGGCUCUGCUAUUAUUAUUUGCCGUCGGACUCUGGGGCGCCAAAGCUAUUCUUCGUGAAGCCCUAUCAUUACAAAGCCUUCUGGCUCUUCUAGUACGCGAGGAAGGGUUUCUAUCAGAAUCGACGCAGACCGCCGACUGGGAGGCUUGGGUCCGAAUAGAAGGAGCUAAUCGUACAAAACUUAUUGCGUACUGUUUCUUUAAUCUCUGUAGUAUCGCGUAUAAUAUGCCGCCACUACUACUCACAUCGGAACUCAACCUCACUCUCCCACAUUCAUCAAAACUCUGGAGAGCAGAGACUGCUUGGCAGUGGCAAGAAGCUCGUCAAUCGUUCCCUAGUAUGGAUAUACCACUCCAAGAUGCGUUUGCGAGAUUAUUCAGUAGGCCACCACAAGGACCUCCAGCUUACAUGUCCUCUCUUGGUAAUUAUAUUCUCAUCCAUGCCAUAUUACAACAUAUCUUUCUCCUAAAGCAAACAUCUUUUAACUCGGUGUCUCUCUUUGGUGGACUUCGCCACGAUGACGUUGAGGAUUGCUUUCAGGCCCUACGGAUCUGGCAGAUGAGUUUCGAACAGCAUCAAGCGCGAAUCACAGAAGGUAGCUACCAGAAUGGGCAAGAUUCGUUACCUGGUGGCUCUGUUACUUAUAAUUCGACUGCGCUCUGGCGCUUGGCUUCCAUUCGGUUGUAUACAGACUUGAGUCCCAGCAGGACCCUCGAAACAAGAGAUGCGAAUCAGAUUGCGCAGGCUUUCCACGAUGCACCGUAUCUCGUUCGUAGCGUGCGCCUUAACCGGGCAGUUUUUCAAGCCGUCCAUGCAUUGUCUAUGCUUGUUAAAAUGGGCGUGAACUACGUAGCGAGAAGAAAGUCAUCAGAAUGGAGCAUGCAACACUCACUAUGUAAUCUGGAAUGCGCUAUCCUUCUUUCAAAAUGGUUAAUGACACUUGCUUCGAUCGGCCCGACGGGUGCGCCUCCUGAGCCCGACGAACGAAACCUCCUCGAAAUGCUGCGUCAUAUGUUGGACGAAACAGAGUUUGCGGUGCCGAUCGACCCUUCGCUCUCAGGAGGCGCUCCGGGACACGGACCAGCAAACAUGGAUAUGGCUGUGAACGACGGUUCGAAGUUGCGUCAGCUGGCCGUGGCCGUAAUUCGGCUCUGGGCCGAAACAUUCAAGGGGUCACAUAUCUUUGAUAUGGUAAAAGUAAUUGGCGCUGGGUUAGAAGGAUACGCAGACCUGAUAGAGAAGCCGCGGGAUAGAACGCCUCUAGGUCGGAUGGGGCCUAAUUCGGGGCUUGGCUGAGCGGACCGGACAACAAAGGAAUUUACCUACGAUGUUCUUCUCGAAGAGCUGUGCGCGGUAAACGACAAAUAGGUACGACACAUCCUAGCCGAACUUGGGCUCGGAAUUAAAUUCUCGCCUUUAAUCCUGGCUAUCUAACCGACGUCUUGAGAAGUUUGGGGAUGGUUGUACUUUUGGCCGAAUAUUAUUAAGUGCUAGGCCGCAAUGGGGAACCAUGCUGGGCGUCGCAAAUCCGAAACGGGCAAUAACCGCAAGUAACGCUGUCGGGUUGGGGCGUAUGAUGACCUCCAACAAUGGCCUCUUAUGGAGAUAGGUAGUGGUUAGAAGGAGUAAUAUGUUCCGACUAUUAAUAACAUCCUAGGAGGUUAAUUACAAGCGCGGGAAUGGGGGCAGUGGGAUGGGGCGGGGAGCUGCCGUGGACCAUCCCAAAUUAGCAAAAUAGCAAAGGAACAUAAUGAUUGCAGCUAAACAAUGAACGCCUACCUAUCUUCUUGACCAUUUCC
Messenger RNA from Daldinia caldariorum, 3300 nucleotides. RefSeq lists its product as uncharacterized. Gene Ontology annotation, cellular component: chromatin. Gene Ontology annotation, biological process: DNA-templated transcription; regulation of transcription by RNA polymerase II. Lineage: Eukaryota; Fungi; Ascomycota; Sordariomycetes; Xylariales; Hypoxylaceae. The transcript is spliced from 3 exons. Gene Ontology annotation, molecular function: zinc ion binding; DNA-binding transcription factor activity, RNA polymerase II-specific; RNA polymerase II cis-regulatory region sequence-specific DNA binding. The record is from RefSeq and is a predicted model, not a curated record. The coding region runs from base 293 to 2797 and encodes 834 amino acids.